UGCCAAGGAAAGCUAAUCUGGCGACCAAAAUAUUUCAUCGCUUUCCCAUAGUUUGCUUCAGCGACGAUAAUCGUCAAAUUGGAUAAAAAAGAAAAUCCCGGAAUCAAAAGAAAAAAAAAGAAGUGAACAAUUGAGUGGUUUUUCCACAAGACAACAACGUCAGAUAAAUCAUCAAAAGCUUUUAAUUUAAACGGAUACUUGAAGCUUUCACUUCAUCUGACAAACGUUGAAGUUCACCUGAAGGAUAAAAAAUAAUCUUCUUCCGAAUCGAGAAAGAGAUCAAUUACAUUUUGAUAUAAGUGAUUCGAGCAAACCUGCACAUUAAUAUCCGACAAUGUCUCUAGUGAUGUGUAAUAUCGCAACAAGCGGCAACGACAAUAACAAUAACAGUAACAUCCACCACCAUAAUAAUGACGCUGAUAAGAACACAGUAACAAUUUACAGAUGUCCAAUCGCUUCUCUUGAUUGCAUGGAAGAAUUCACAGGUCAUUCUCACAUUGAUUACGGUCAUCCAUUCAGUUAUGGAACUAAUCCAGCCAUUCGUCCCACUCCUCCACCCACACCAGGUUUACGAUAUAAAAACUUGGGUAAAAGUGGUCUUCGUGUGUCCAAUGUUGGACUUGGUACCUGGUCAAUUUUCUCUCCCAUGGUGUCGGAUGAACAAGCUGAAGCAAUUAUUAAAUUAGCAGCCGACAGUGGAAUCAAUUUAUUUGAUUUAUCAGAAGCGCAUUCCGGUGUAAGAGCGGAACUUGAACUUGGCAGAAUUAUACAAAAAUACAAUUGGAAACGGACGAGUUAUGUCAUCACAACAAAGAUAUAUUGGAGCACGAAAUCGGAAGAACGAGGCUUAUCUCGAAAGCACAUAAUUGAGAGCGUUAAAGCGAGUUUACAGCGUCUUCAAGUCGACUAUAUCGACAUCAUUCUUGUUCAUAAAGCAGACGCGAUGUGUCCCAUGGAAGAAAUGAUUCGUGCAAUGAAUUACGUCAUUAACCAAGGCUGGUGUCUCUAUUGGGGUACAGCAAAAUGGAGUCAUGUCGAAAUCAUGGAGGCGUACAGUAACUGUCGGCAAUUUAAUUGUGUUACGCCGAUUGUUGAACAGGCUGAAUAUCACAUGUUUUGUCGAGAGAAGGCGGAACUUUACCUUCCUGAAUUGUACAAUAAAAUUGGUGUUGGUUUAAUGGCUUGGGGGCCACUUUCUAUGUCAUUACCGGAAAAUAGUGAACGAUUAUUAUUUUCAACAAAAGGAUCAUUAAGAAACAAAAGUCAAAGUUAUUCGUGGACAGAAGAUGAACUCAAUAAAGAGGAUCGAAUGGAUGAAUCAAGAAGACAUUGUGAAAAGAUUAGAGAACUUGCAAUGCUUGCUGAGAAACUCGGAUGUUCAACGACUCAAUUAUCUAUUGCGUGGUCAUUGAAACAUGAACCUGUGCAAUGUUUGCUUCUCGGUGCGACAACAACUGAACAACUUCAUAUGAAUCUUCAAGCAUUACAACUUUUACCACGAAUGUCUGUCGCUGUUAUGAUGGAACUUGAAAGGAUAUUGGAGAAUAAGCCUGGACCGUCAUCAGUAAUUAGUGGAAUUGGAAUGUCAGGUGUUGCUGAAUCGCCAAAAGAUGAGAAUCUUAGUUUAGCUGAUAGCAACAAAUCGAAAAAUUCUAAAAAGUCAGAGAAAUCUUCCCUUACGAAUGCGAAAGAGUUUAUUCGUGAUUACAAAUCAAUUCCAGCAUCAACAUCAACGUCUUUUAAUAAUAAAGAUGAGAGAGCUUUUGGACGUGGUAACUCAUUUGGCAAUGAUAUUGAACAAAAAGAUUCGCCAACAACUGAAGAAAAAUCGAAAAUGAAAAUAAAACGAAAUUCAAGUUUGAUAAGUUUGAAAUCUAUUAACCAAAAUCUCAAAGCAAUGCUUAAGAUUUCAAGGAACGAUACGAGUAGUUCUAGUGAUGCUGAAGUUGGAGAAGCAACAAAGUUAGUGAAGAAAACUUACAAUCCACCGAUAGCUCCGUGCGUUAGAAUCGACGAUGUUGACAGCGAUGACACGAAAAUGUUACUCAACUAUCGUCAAAGUCCCCAAAGAUAUCCAUCAACAUCGUCGAUUUGUGUAACGCCAGCUAUCACGCCAACGACUUCAUCAACAACUGAACUUUUACAAUAUCAAGAAUAUGUUCCACGUUCCGCAAGCCCAUCGCCAUAUCUUUCGAUUUCCAUAAGUCCACGUCGUUCUUCAACUUCAGAUAUUCUUAAUAAGAAAAUACCGACAGCAAAUCCCAAUGAAUUGUCACCGAAAAAGUCUAAUCAGAACGUGCAAAGUGUGCAUGGUUCUGGCACGACUUUAACGGUUGAUCCAACAGUUCUGAAUAAAGAACGACGUCCAUCCACCUCUGAGUUGUUACGUAAAGCUCGUGAACGGAAAGGAAGUGAAGGUAAAUUGGGUCGAAGCAUUAGUAGCGGUGGUAGUCUAGCUCGUUGUGGUGGCAAUAGAAAUAGACGAUUAAGCAUGGCGUUUUAAGGUGUGUCAUGUGUCAAAUUCCUAAAAAUUCUUAUGCAUUAGUAGACAUCAGAGAAUUUACAGCGAAGGAUGAAGAAAAAUGGAUACAAAGUUAGUUAGAUAGAAGCGAAAUUUAGAAAGAAAAUCAAAUUUAACGGCAUUAGAGCUAAUUAGUUUGUAAAUUUAAUUUUAAACUU
This is a messenger RNA of Clunio marinus, 2679 nucleotides long. NCBI's taxonomy places the organism in Eukaryota, Metazoa, Arthropoda, Insecta, Diptera, Chironomidae. The record is from the annotation of a GenBank genome assembly.